AUGACCGCCCUCCUUUUGGCAUUAGCGUCGGUCAAGCGAGUGGGUGACUUGCAGGCACUAGCCCAGAUUCUUACCCUUCUAGCGCUCCCCGCUGCAGACGGCGAGCAGGGUCUCAAUCCAUUCUGCCCAGUGAGGGCCCUUAGAGCGUACAUUGAGCGCUCUGGUCUUUUCAGACAAUCAGAGCAGCUGUUUGUCUGCUUCGGAGGCCGCUGUAAAGGGCUGCCGGUUACGAAGCAAAGACUUUCCCGCUGGAUAGUAGAUGCUAUAGCCUUGGCUUAUGCCUCAGAAGGCUUGCAAUGCCCCAUAGGGGUGAGGGCCCACUCCACCAGAGGAAUGGCCUCCUCCUGGGUGUGGUCCAGUGGAAUUUCUAUAACUAACCUCUCUGUGGACCCCUGCAACAACUACACCGUGCUGGACGAACCAAGGAGAUCCAUCAAUAAUACAAAUUUCUUACAAUCAACACCUUCCUACAAUUGUGACACCUCUGUCACCUGGAGCGGCUGGUAUCGUCUCUUCAUUAAUGGUCUGAACGCUUAUAUGCCAGAGACGUGUGUUGCAAUAGGUCACUGUGACACUGCUACCACACUGUGGAUUCGUGGUGGACACCCAACAGUUCAGGAUGGAGUCGUCACUCGAGAUGUCUGCGGUCACUGGCACAAUUACUGCUGCUUUUUCUGGUCUUUUCCCAUUAAAGUCAAAGCCUGUCCAGGCAAUUAUUAUGUCUAUGAGCUAAUUAGUCCAGCUGUGUACUGUUCAGGAUACUGUGCAGAUGUUGGCAGCAUUAACACCAGCUCUACAACCGUCACACCAGCGAUCGUCUCAACUGUUUAUACCUGUGUUGACCCCUGCUACAACUACAGUGUACUGGACGAUCCAUGGAGAGCCACCAAUAACACAAAUGCUUCAGUCAGAAAGUGUGACACCUCUGUCACCUGGAGCGGCUGGUAUCGUGUCUUCAUUAACGGUCUGAGCGCUCAGAUCCCAGACACCUGUGUUGAAAAAACUGGCUGUGGCACUGAUAUCCCACUGUGGAUUCGUGGUGGACACCCAACAGUAAAGGAUGGAGUCGUCACUCGAGAUGUCUGCGGUCACUGGCACAAUUACUGCUGCUAUCACGGGUCUUACCCCAUUAAAGUCAAAGCCUGUCCAGGCAAUUAUUAUGUCUAUGAGCUGGUUAGACCAAAUUACUGUAAUUUUGCAUACUGUGCAGCUGUUACUAACAUCAGCAGCACCGAAACAACAGUCACACCAGAGAUGAGCUCAGCUGCUAUAAAUAUAACACUGCAGGAAGGAUGCACCACCUCUGGAGGAUGUCUUCAAAAUCUCUUUGAGCAGAUAGAGAACAUUACAGCUCAAGUGCUUCCUUUAAAUAUUGUGACAGACAUUUUGACUGUGGCCUUCAACGCUUCAGAGAAGAUUUUAGAGACAACAACCUCAGCAAGCCCAACUGAACUAGCCUCCUAUGGAAACCACAUGUUAAAAACCAGUGAGAAACUCAUUUCUACUUUAGUGAAGCCGACAAACACAAAUGACAGUGUCAGUUUUACUCUUCCCACUGUAGAGGGACAAGUCUUCAUGGUUGGACCACAGGUCACUUUAGAUAAAAUCCCUCGACUUGACACGACAAAUUCAUCUGUGGACAUCGAUCUCAUUGGGAUCGCCAAGAGCAACUAUGAAACACCUGCUGUGGCUUUCAUGAGCUACAACACGAUGGAGAAUCUACUGAAGCCAGACUUCUUCAACACAUCAAAUGACACGGUUAAAACCAUGAUGUCCACUGUGAUCUCAGCUACUCUUCCCAAAACCACCAACACUAAACUCACUGAGCCAGUCAACUUCACCCUCAAACACAUCAGAGAGUUUGAUGUCAGCGGUUCUCUGUCCUGUGUGUACUGGAAUAUCAGCGAGUGGAUUGUAGAUGGUUGUUCUGUUCUGAAGACCAACGGCAGCUAUACUGUGUGUUCCUGUGAUCAUCUGUCGACAUUCGCUCUCAUCAUGCAAACCAUCCGCCCGCCGGUGAGCGACUCACUGCUGGAGCUGUUGAAUUUGGUGUGUGUGAUCGUGGGGCUGGUGUUCUUCAGUUUGGCCCUGUUGACCUUUGCCCUUUGUCAGUGGAGUCCUGGAGUGAAUAAUGUGGCUCGAAUCAACAUCUGCGUCAGUCUUCUGUUGGCUCACCUUCUGUUCCUGCUCACACAGCAGUUCCUGAGCCUCAUACGGCGUCAGCAGGUGUUGUGUGCCGUGAUCUCAGGCCUUCUGCACUUCCUCUUUCUCUCCGGCUUUGUGUGGAUGUUCAUUGAAGCUGUGCUGCUCUUCAUCUGUGUGAAGAACCUAUCACAGAUCAGCUCCAAAAAGAAGGAGGUGCUUAGCAGUGGAUUCCUGUGUGUGAUUGGAUAUGUGGUUGCUCUGGUCGUGGUGUGUGUGUCUGUCGGUCUGGUUCCUGAAGGCUACGGCAGCGAACACUGCUGGCUGAAAAUGGACAAAAGCUUCAUCUGGAGUUUUCUUGGUCCUGUUUGCGUCAUACUAGCAUUAAACAUGAUUCUCUUCAUCAAGAUCGUCAUCACUCUGAACUCAGCUCUAAAAAAUCUCAACGCUGAAGUUUCACAGAUGAAACAAACCAAGAUCAUGGUGUUUAAAACUCUGGCUCAGUUUGUGGUUCUUGGUUGCUCCUGGAUUCUGGGUUUCUUCACCAAUGACAGUAAGGUGCUGGAGAUCCUCUUCCUGAUCUUGAACUCUCAGCAGGGAACCUUCAUCUUCCUGAUCUACGGUGUUCUCAAUAAUGAGGUCAUGCAGCAGUUCAGGAAGUUCUUCAGAUGUCUUUGCUGCAUCAAACAGCACUGAAGCCUACAGAAUCAUGUUCAGGAAGUAAAAAGUGCUGCUGAAGUGCCAUUAUUAUACACGUGAUGCCAUGCUUACAGUAAAAUACAGAAUCAAUGUUUUGUAUGUUAACCGUAGUCUCUGCUCCUUUCUGUACAUGGUAAAAAAAAUGUUACAAGUCUUUUGAUAUCACAACUUUAAAUACUAUGAAUGUAGAACGUAUACAUCCGAUUUUCUUGGUGGUGGGUGAAAAACAUGUUUGUACAGUCUUACAGACACAAAAUGUUACGCUAAAUGCUUGCAAAUUAAAAAAAAAAAAACUCCUGAA
Messenger RNA from Sinocyclocheilus rhinocerous, 3142 nucleotides. RefSeq names its product adhesion G protein-coupled receptor E1-like. Gene Ontology annotation, biological process: cell surface receptor signaling pathway; adenylate cyclase-activating G protein-coupled receptor signaling pathway. Gene Ontology annotation, molecular function: G protein-coupled receptor activity. The coding region runs from base 1 to 2838 and encodes 945 amino acids. The record is from RefSeq and is a predicted model, not a curated record. NCBI's taxonomy places the organism in Eukaryota, Metazoa, Chordata, Actinopteri, Cypriniformes, Cyprinidae. The transcript is spliced from 18 exons. Gene Ontology annotation, cellular component: plasma membrane.